Molecule: messenger RNA, 2832 nt
Organism: Ziziphus jujuba (common jujube)
Lineage: Eukaryota; Viridiplantae; Streptophyta; Magnoliopsida; Rosales; Rhamnaceae
Exons: 12
Coding region: 191-2341 (716 amino acids)
Biological process (GO): 7-methylguanosine RNA capping; 7-methylguanosine cap hypermethylation
Cellular component (GO): nucleus
Molecular function (GO): RNA cap trimethylguanosine synthase activity; protein binding
Source: RefSeq, a predicted model, not a curated record
UUUUUUUUUUUGGGGAAAAAAAAUUCAUAAAAUACGAAGCGGCGUAAUAUAUAAGCAAAUCGCACCGUUGAAUUUAUAAUUUAUUGUUACGGUGAUCAGUGAUGGACUCAUCGUUGAGGCGGGAGUGAAGAGUACCGUUGGUCCGUUUUCCUGACCUAAUUCAAGUAUCUCAGGUAUUUCACGAUUGGAGAUGUCCAAACCUGAAAAUGAAGGCCCUGCAAUUAGAGCUCUCGGUUCUCUCUUCAACCUCACCCAAGUCUUUCUCUGGGACGACGGGUCGUUUCAGGAACUGACUGCGAGUCUUGAUUUUAAAUCAGAAGACGAUGUUGAAGAUGAUGACGGGGCAAAGAGCAUUUCCACAGCUUCAGGUUGCGAUGUUUUAGCAGAGGAUUUGGAGCUCACUAGACAGAUGAAUGCGUUGGGGCUUCCUGUCAAAUUCCACACAAACAAGGAGAAGAGGAAUGGGAAGACUAAAACCAAAAGAAAGAGUAUAUGCCAGAAGCAUUCAGAGUCCUUGGGUGAAGCACUGGAAUCCUCCGAAGUGAGUGUGGAGGAAAUUGUAUCUCCUAGCAUAUUUACUGGUAGUACAAGCACUUCUUUAUGUUGUAUUUCAAUGGUGGGCCAAAGCGAAGCAUCUUACAAUGUUGCAGAGGAGGAUGCCAAUGAUUAUCAGUCUUCUUCCCAUAUGGGAAAUAGUUCAGCAAGUUUGACUGGUGAGGUUGCUUGCGAUGCUGUCAAGGAACAAAAUUUUUCGGGCAUCUUCUGUAAUGAUGGUGAGGAUUUCGACUCUGUGCUCAACGAUGUUGGGUUUUUUGAUGACAUGAGAACAGCAGCAAGUUCAACUAAUUUGGAUGUGGGACCUUCCUCAGGAAUUGAGCAGCCAUGUGCACCUGACAGUGGUGGAAUUAAUGACAUCAAACCCAAAAGUUCUUUGGGAGAUUGGAUAGUGUAUUGGGAUUCUUACUACUCAAGAAACUAUUUCUAUAAUGCCAAAACACAUACUUCAACGUGGUAUCCACCCCAGGGAAUGGAACAUCUAGCAAUCAGUGACAACACUUAUGAGUUGAAUGAAGAAAUUACUGAAUUAGCUGAGAUGGAUGUCAGCCCUGCUUUAAAUUCAACUGAUUUAUGUAGUUUGCAAAGUAAAGGUGGCUCACUUGAGGAAUCUAUAAAUAAUAAUUUAUCAGUUUGUAAACAGUAUGAUGAACUGCCAGAGGGGAGUGGAUUCACUGCUUGCAAUUCUAUGUCUGCUAUGGUUCCUCUGCCUAUUACGCAAAGCAUAAGUAUGGAGAAUUUGGAUGAACUUAAUGAGACCAACAAUUGUUGCGGAGAUGGAAGAAAUGAAUGCUUGUUAAUAAACAGUCCAAAGGAUAUUGCAAGGAAUGAAAUUAAUCAGUUGGUUCCUGAUGGGGUCUACCGAUGCGAUAUACAUCACAAAUAUGCAAAUACAUCUGAUGAACAAAAUGCCUGUGAUCAUGGCUGUGAACCGAAUAAGAGUAGCUCAUAUGAGGAAACAUAUGAAAAAUGUGGAGAUGACAAAGCAAUUCAAAUUUCAGAUUCAAGCAGGAUUGGAGGUCCUUCAACAAGUACGGUGCAUACGCAGCAUGAAGGUGUCACAACAAAACGAAAAAAGAAAGGAAGAAGAAUAAGAAUCCGAGAAAACUUGCCUAUUAAAAAUGAAGAGCUUAAAUUGCAAGAGGUGGUACAGUUUUCUGCUGAUAUUGGUAAAUACUGGUAUCAGAGGUACCUGUUGUUUUCCAGAUAUGAUAAUGGUAUAAAAAUGGAUGAGGAAGGAUGGUUUUCUGUGACUCCAGAGUCUAUUGCUAGGCAUCAUGCUGUCCGUUGUAGUGGUGGAUUGAUAGUUGAUUGCUUCACUGGUGUAGGUGGCAAUGCCAUCCAAUUUGCACAGAAGUCCAAACAUGUAAUUGCAAUAGACAUUGAUCCAAAGAAGAUUGAGUAUGCACAACAUAAUGCUGCCAUCUAUGGUGUAAAUGACCAAAUAGAUUUCAUUAAGGGGGACUUUUUCGUUUUGGCCCCAAAGUUGAAGGCAGACACUGUAUUCUUGUCACCCCCAUGGGGGGGACCUGAUUAUGCUAAAGUGGAGAAAUACGAUAUGAAAACAAUGCUUCAGCCACAUGAUGGAUAUCUUCUGUUUCACACUGCCAGAGAAAUUGCUUCCAGAAUUGUCAUGUUUCUCCCUAGAAACGUUGAUCUCAACCAAUUGGCAGAGUUGUCUCUAUCAGUUAGUCCCCCAUGGUCACUAGAGGUAGAGAAGAAUUUUUUAAAUGGCAAGUUAAAGGCCAUAACUGCUUACUUCGAUGACACCACCAUGAAAGGAUAAUAAGUCCACGUCAUUCAGCUGUUGCGAGUGCGUUGAUAUUUAGUUUGUACAAACUGUUCAUGUGACGGGGUAAAGUUCGAACGGUAAAGUAAUUUUGGAAAAUCAAAUUAAUUUACACCUUUUUUUUGGGAAAUCAAAGUGAUUUACACCUUAGUAAGCAAAUGUUAAACCUAUGUAUUAUUUGUUUUAAGUUAACCUGUAAAGAGGCCUAGUGUCCUGUAAGUAAAAGUAACAGACCUGAUCAAUUUACAUGUAUUUGCUCUACAGUCCUUAUUGCAGAAAGGAAGUCGAUGAAACAGCUGGCCCUAACUAUCCACAUAUUUUAGCGUUAUACUAGAGAACAUUAAAAUAGGAGAUGUGGUUGAAUUUAAGUUCUGGCAUACAACUACCUUGCUUUAAUUUCUACUUCUAUAUGACUCUUGCAUGCGUUUGGGUUUGAUGUUUGCUUGAUUUGGCCACGUAAAUAUAUAUUUAUUCUGUUCAUUUGUUCA